Camelina sativa (false flax) is the source of this 764-nucleotide messenger RNA. The record is from RefSeq and is a predicted model, not a curated record. NCBI's taxonomy places the organism in Eukaryota, Viridiplantae, Streptophyta, Magnoliopsida, Brassicales, Brassicaceae.
AUUGCUCGAGCAUUAGCAUGUGCUGCUUCAAAAGCUGGACAGAAAGUUAGCUUUUAUAUGCGAAAGGGUGCUGAUGUUCUUAGCAAGUGGGUUGGUGAGGCUGAGAGACAACUAAAGCUACUCUUUGAGGAGGCUCAGCGAAAUCAGCCUUCCAUAAUCUUUUUUGAUGAAAUUGAUGGUCUUGCUCCUGUAAGAUCUAGCAAACAAGAACAAAUACAUAAUUCUAUUGUUUCAACUUUGCUGGCGCUGAUGGAUGGCCUUGAUUCUCGUGGUCAAGUUGUUCUCAUUGGAGCAACAAACAGGGUAGAUGCAAUAGAUGGAGCGCUACGCCGCCCUGGCAGAUUCGAUAGGGAGUUCAAUUUUUCUUUACCAGGCUGCGAAGCUCGAGCAGAGAUAUUGGAUAUUCACACUCGUAAAUGGAAGGAUCCACCUACCAGGGAGCUUAAAGAAGAGCUGGCAGCUACUUGUGUAGGAUAUUGUGGUGCUGAUCUAAAAGCUUUGUGCACUGAAGCUGCCAUUCGUGCUUUUCGUGAAAAAUAUCCACAAGUUUAUACAAGUGAUGAUAAAUUUGCCAUAGAUGUUGGGUUGGUUAAGGUUGAGAAGAGCCACUUUGUAGAGGCAAUGUCAGCUAUUACUCCUGCUGCCCAUAGAGGGUCUGUUGUGCAAUCCAGACCACUCUCUCCGGUUGUAUUGCCAUGUUUACAUCGACACCUCCUUGAAUCCAUGAGCUUAAUAUCAGAUAUUUUUCCCUCAUCAGCCACGUC